AUGGCUACUUCUACGGAGCGCAAGUACGAGUUCUUCGUGACGACAGACGAGCCACAUCAGCCAGCCGGCAUGGAACGAAGCACGAUCCGCCGGUUAGUGAUGCGGAACUACUUCGAUACGAAGAUGGCUGGGCCACAGUUCAACGUGCCUGAACAUAGUUCGACGAGCACAGUCGUGGCGGAAAAGCAGCUGAAGAGUCGUUUCCGGUUAUCUGAACCGGGAAACGAGAAGAAGAAGACUUUGAGCAGGCAAAGAGAAUACCUAUACAAUACCAAUAAACGAGGAAAGAAAAGACCACAGGUUCUGAGAACAAGAUCUGGUCCUACACCGCUGCCCUCAAAAAUCGGUGCCGAAGACAGCGGCAUAGAUAAUUCCAAUGAGACGAAACACAGUACCAGUAGAAGAAACACAAGUGAGCCAGCACUCGAAAGACCAGUGCUAAAGGCCGACCUCAAUAUCUAUCAUAUGGAUCCUUUUGGCGCUCUGCCGAUGCCAGACACGCCACAGCUAAAUGCGCUCUUCCGAUUAUACAAAGAUUCACCCAAGAACAACUCGAUCGGCCCUGAUGCUACGCACACAUGGAAGUCCUUUAUCUUGAAUGACGCUGGCUUGCUACAUGCUACUCUGGCAAGCUGGGCGCUAUACGGCAUGCUUGUGAAUGAGUCUCAUGAUCUGCGGGUGUGCGAACUCGAGCACAAAAACGAAGCAGUCCGAACCGUGACCUAUAAACUUGCGAUGUGUCGGGGAAGCGUAUCUGACGAUAUUGUUGGCACGGUCCUGACACUGGCGAAUCUCGAGAAUCUGACUGGAGCUUACGAUGUAGCUCAACUUCACCUCACCGCGUUGAGAGUUAUGGUUGAAGAGCGAGGCGGGAUACUUGCUUUUGGAAAGCAUGAUGGCUUGACGCGAGGUAUAUUAUGGGUAGAUUUUCAUGCGGCAGCAGCUUCCCGUACAACCCCAUUCUUUCCGCAUGUGUGGCUGGGACCAGAUGCACCUCUUCCAGACAAGCUGCAUGACGAGGCAACAUACACAUCACCAACCUCUCUGCUUCAAUUAUCUUGUGCUGCUAUCGAUUGCUUCGAUAUCUUCUAUCGACUACACCGACUCGCGCUUGCAACAUCGUCGCACUGGACAGGUCGUGUUGCACGCGUGGCUCUAAGCAAUCUUCUCUACACUACUCAGUUCAUUCUCCUUUCAGUACCCGAUCGCUCGCAGGACUUUCUCAAAUUCGACCAGAGCAUCCGGGACAACAACAGUGAAUGUAACGAGUCCCAAAAACAUAGAGCAGAUGCAGCGAGUGUAGUUGAAGCCCUACUCGCAGCAGCUCUCAUCUUCAUUUAUGCGGUACUGCGAGCGCUACCACUGAACACUAAGAUAUUCGCUAUCCUUCUGCGGCGACUGCGCACCGCUAUAGAUCGACCAAAUACAUCAGUGCUAGAAACAUGGAAACGCGAGAAAAAUCUCAACAUGUUGCUUUGGGCCCUGGUCAUGGCAUGUUCUAUUGCAACAGAUGCAGAGCGAACGUGGUGGACCACACAACUCUCGGGGGUGUGUAAGGAAAUGAAUAUCGGUAGUAGAGAGCACCUCGAGCACGAGAUGCGGCGCGUGGCAUGGACGGACUCAUUUUUCGAUGAUAGGAUUGAUGGCAUUUGGGCAGAGCGCUACGAGCAGUACAUUCAGUCGUCGGAAUGGACUUUUGUGUGGAUUGCCAGCAUCACCACCUUCCAGUCGCUGUUCUGGCUCAUGACGCACUGGAACGUUAACCUCAAGAGCGCAUUCACCACCACCUCGGCCGGCGACGUGCGUUCUGCAUCGCUUAUCAAAGUCCAGCCGAUCAAGAAUGCCGGCGCCGCUGAGAUUGUGCCAUUGGUGCGCGACAACGUUGGUGGAAAGCCGAACCUCUCGUUCCUCUUCCAGAAGCGACGUUUCCUCUACGAUGCCGACAAGGGUUCCUUCGCCCCGCUCUCCUAUCCCCUCGAUGUCGAACCCAAGCCCCAGCUCAAGACGUUCCAGCAGACCCAAGGUCUCACCUCGCCCGCUGAGAUUGAGCGCAUCGCACAACAUUAUGGCACAAACGAAUUCGAUAUCCCCGUCCCGACCUUCACCGAGCUGUUCAAGGAACACGCCGUUGCGCCCUUCUUCGUCUUCCAGAUCUUCUGCGUCGGACUGUGGAUGUUGGAUGAAUACUGGUACUACUCGCUGUUCACCCUGUUCAUGCUGGUCGCUUUCGAGAGCACCGUUGUGUGGCAGAGACAAAGGACCCUGACCGAGUUCCGCGGCAUGAGCAUCAAGCCAUACGAGAUCUAUGUAUACAGGCAAAAGAAGUGGCAGGAGGUUAUGAGCGACAAGCUGCUACCCGGCGAUGUCGUCAGCGCAGGCAGGACCAAGGAAGAUUCGGGUGUAGCAUGCGACAUGCUCCUACUCGAGGGUUCCGCCAUCGUUAACGAGGCUAUGCUUUCGGGAGAGAGCACACCGGUGCUCAAGGAAUCCGUACAAUUGCGACCUGGCGAUGCGCGCAUCGAGCCUGAGGGUCUGGACAAGAACUCGUUCCUCUGGGGUGGCACCAAGGUCCUCCAGGUUUCGCACGGCAACGAUGCUGAGGAAGAUGGCAGCGGCGUCAACAGACUUUCGUCUGGAGUCCCACCGCCACCGGACAAGGGUGCUGUUGCUGUUGUCAUCAAGACUGGUUUCGAGACCAACCAGGGCAGCCUCGUCAGAACCAUGAUCUUCGCUACCGAGCGCGUCUCCGCAAACAACGUAGAAGCUCUCUUCUUCAUCCUCUUCCUUACCGUCUUUGCCGUCGCCGCCUCGUGGUACGUCUGGAAGGAGGGUGUCAAGCUCGACCGCCAGCGUAACAAGCUGCUCCUCGACUGCGUCCUCAUCGUUACCAGCGUCGUCCCUCCCGAGCUCCCCAUGGAACUUAGCUUGGCUGUCAACACCUCCCUUGCCGCGCUUAGCAAAUACGCCAUCUUCUGUACUGAGCCGUUCCGAAUUCCUUUCGCUGGACAGGUCGACGUCGCCUGCUUUGAUAAGACUGGUACAUUGACUGGUGAAGACUUGGUCGUCGACGGUAUUGCUGGACUAUCACUGGGUCAAGACAAUGCUACGGUUGCUGCAGACGGUGCGCAUACUGAUCUCACAAAGGUCACGGAUGUUGGAACUGAGACAACACUGGUGCUUGCCGCCGCUCACUCUCUGGUCAAACUAGACGAUGGCGAGACUGUUGGAGAGCCUAUGGAGAAAGCUACUCUACAGUCCCUCGGCUGGAAACUCGGAGCCAAAGACACGAUCCAAGCUACCAUGACUACUGCCAAUUCUCAGGCCGAACUCGUACACAUCCGUCGCCGCUUCCAAUUCUCGUCUGCUCUUAAACGCCAGAGCUCUGUCGCAACUGUCCUGGUUAAUAACAACAAGACCGGUCGCAAGGUCAGGAGCACAAUCGCUGCGGUCAAGGGUGCGCCCGAGACUAUUCGCAAGAUGUUGGUCAACACCCCACCGAACUACGAGGAGACAUUCAAACACUUUACCCGCAAUGGUGGCCGUGUCCUCGCUCUCGCGUACAAGUUUCUAUCUGAAGAAGGAGAGUGGGGCCAGAACCGCAUCAACGACCUCAAGCGUGAACAAGUCGAGUCUGACUUGCACUUUGCCGGUUUCCUCGUCCUCCAGUGCCCCUUGAAGCCUGACGCUGUCGAGGCUGUACGUUCCCUCAACGAGUCUAGUCAUCGUGUUGUCAUGAUCACUGGUGACAACCCGCUGACUGCUGUCCAUGUCGCUAAGCAAGUCGAGAUCGUCGACCGCGAUUGUUACAUUCUUGACGCGCCUGAGAACGACGAAACUGGCGAGAAACUCGUUUGGCGCAGCGUUGACGACAAGAUUAGCAUUCCUGUUGACCCCUCCCAGCCUCUGGACGCCGAGAUCUUGAAGACCAAGGAUAUCUGUCUUACUGGGUACGCACUUUCGAAGUUCUCUGGUCAACCUGGAUGGAAGCAGAUUCUGCGAUACACUUGGGUCUACGCUCGUGUCUCACCGAAGCAGAAGGAGGAAAUUCUUCUUGGCCUUAAGGACUGCGGUUACACUACACUAAUGGCUGGUGAUGGUACCAACGAUGUCGGUGCGCUGAAGCAAGCUCACAUCGGUGUCGCCCUACUCAACGGUACCCGUGAGGACCUCGACAAGAUUGGCGAGCACUUCCGCAACACUCAGAUGAAGAAUGUCUACGAGAAGCAGUGUAACUUGAUGCAACGCUUCAACCAGCCUCAGCCACCUGUUCCGAUCAUGAUCGCGCAUCUAUACCCCCCUGGCCCAACCAACCCUCACUACGAAAAGGCAAUGGAGAAUCAGGCAAAGAAGAAGGGUCUUCUCCCAGGUGCCAAUGGUGUCGCUAACGGAUCAGCAUCUACUGGUACCCUUGUUCAACAACAGCCCGGUCAAGUCCAGCCGCCUCAGGCCGUCGGCAACCUUGCUCAGCAGAUGCAGGAGAAGAUGAUGAUGCAAGAGAUGGAAGAGAUGGCUGGUGAACCACCGACGAUCAAACUCGGUGAUGCUUCUGUCGCUGCGCCCUUCACCUCUAAGCUUGCGAACGUCGUUGCGAUUCCCAACAUCAUCCGUCAAGGUCGCUGCACACUCGUCGCUACAAUCCAGAUGUACAAGAUUCUCGCUUUGAACUGCUUGAUCUCUGCUUACAGUUUGUCUGUUCUCUACCUGGAUGGUAUCAAGUUCGGCGAUGGUCAAGUCACCAUUUCCGGUAUGAUGAUGAGCGUAUGCUUCCUUUCCAUUUCGCGCGCAAAGACCGUUGAGACUCUGUCAAAAGAACGUCCUCAGUCCAACAUUUUCAACACGUACAUCAUCGGUUCCGUACUUGGACAGUUUGCUAUCCAUAUCAUCACCCUCAUCUAUGUCAGCCAAUACGUCCAGCGUGUUGAGCCCAAGGACCCCAACCCGGAUCUCGAGAAGGACUUCGAGCCAUCCCUGCUCAACUCUGCGAUCUACCUCCUACAACUCAUUCAACAAAUCUCGACCUUUGCCAUUAACUACCAAGGCCGACCCUUCCGUGAGUCCAUCCGCGAGAACAAGGGCAUGUACUGGGGACUCGUUUCCGUCUCCGGUGUUGCCUUCUCCUGUGCCACCGAGUUCAUUCCCGAACUCAACGAGAAGCUCAAGCUUGUCCCCUUCACCACCGAAUUCAAGGUCAUGAUUACCAGCAUCAUGGCUUUCGAUUUUGUCGCUUGUUACAUCAUUGAGAAGGGUCUGAAGUUCUUCUUCUCGGACAACAAGCCAAAGGAUAUUGCAGUCAGGAGACCGGAUCAGCUGCAGCAAGAGGAGAAGAGGAAGGCAAGGGCGGAGAUUGAGGCGCAGAGGAAGAAGAACGAGGAGGCGGAGAUGAAGGCUGCUGCUGCUGGGUUGGUUAAGCGGUAG
This is a messenger RNA of Alternaria alternata, 5415 nucleotides long. RefSeq lists its product as hypothetical. Gene Ontology annotation, molecular function: P-type ion transporter activity; ATP binding; ATP hydrolysis activity. Gene Ontology annotation, biological process: intracellular calcium ion homeostasis. The transcript has 5 exons. Bases 1 to 5415 code for a protein of 1804 amino acids. The record is from RefSeq and is a predicted model, not a curated record. Gene Ontology annotation, cellular component: endoplasmic reticulum membrane. NCBI's taxonomy places the organism in Eukaryota, Fungi, Ascomycota, Dothideomycetes, Pleosporales, Pleosporaceae.